AUGACGCCACUCACGGCCUGUCACAGGAUUCUCAGGGCAAUUUUUCCCGCACCAUCUUGUUCAAUUUCUCCGCGCCAUUUUCUUUCAUUAUAUAAAAUCUCUCAUUCUUUUCCCCUCUUGAUUAAUUUUCUUGAUCUUUUUUUAAUCCUUGCAAAUUUUUCAUUUGUUUCUCUUUUUUCUUUCUUUCUUUCUUUUUUCGUUUCUUUCAUUUGUUUCUUUUUUCUUUCUUUCUUUUGCUUUCUUUCAUUUAUUACUUUCUUUUCUUUCUUUUUCUUUCUUGUUUCUUUCUUGCAUUCAUUUCUUUCUUUCAUUUCUUUCUUUUUCUUUCUUUCCUUCUUUCUUUUCUUUUCUCUUCUUUCUUUCUUUUUCUUCCUUUCACUUCUUUUUUCUUUUUCCUUCCUUUUUGCCUUCUUUCUUUCUUACAUUAAUAUCUUUUUCUUUCUUUCAUUUCUUUCUUUUCUUUCUUUCUUUCUUUCUUUCUUUCUUUCUUUCUUUCUUUCUUUCUUUCUUUCUUUCUUUCUAGUAGAUUCAAAUCCAGUUUCCUUCCAUUUAUUCUUCAUCCGCCAGAGCUUUGUAAAUAAUACUUCUCUCCCCCUCUCUCUCUCUCUCUAUCUAUCUAUCUAUCUAUAG
Messenger RNA from Acanthosepion pharaonis, 630 nucleotides. NCBI's taxonomy places the organism in Eukaryota, Metazoa, Mollusca, Cephalopoda, Sepiida, Sepiidae. The record is from the annotation of a GenBank genome assembly.